Aphanomyces astaci is the source of this 1775-nucleotide messenger RNA. RefSeq lists its product as hypothetical. The transcript is spliced from 9 exons. The record is from RefSeq and is a predicted model, not a curated record. Gene Ontology annotation, biological process: innate immune response; protein localization to ciliary inversin compartment. Gene Ontology annotation, molecular function: protein binding. Gene Ontology annotation, cellular component: cytoplasm; ciliary inversin compartment. Bases 12 to 1730 code for a protein of 572 amino acids. NCBI's taxonomy places the organism in Eukaryota, Oomycota, Saprolegniomycetes, Saprolegniales, Verrucalvaceae.
CCUCGGUCCAUAUGUUGAAGCCUGAAGAAAAUAGUGUGCCAGGAGCAGCGGUUGUCCCGACAGUGGCGCCGGCAGCUCCAGUGGAAGGACACCCGGCUCCGUACACACGAAAGCGCAACCUGCAGCAUGUCGCCACGCACGACGACAGACUCCGCGUGAUGACGUGGAUGCUAGCGAAAGAACAAACUCUCCUUGCCGAGGCUGGCAACGGUUCUAGCGACGGCGGCGCCAAACCCGAGACGUCCAAGAUGGCUAAAGUGGAUCGGCUGUGUUUGGCGACUCAGGCGAUUGCGGAGUUCCCGAGUUUGUUCCGUGGAUCUGCACAGGCCAACUACAUGAAGGCGAGUCGGUGGUGGAAGGAGAGUCGCGAGUACAUCUAUGGGACGUCCGGCAUGACAGGGUCCAAGAAGGCACGAACUGGGCGCGGCCGCAAGACGAAUGCAUGGACGUCGUGGCUCCAAGACGAGCUCAAGGCCUCACUCGAGGUGGAGGGCACGAACAGCUCGUGGAACAACAAGGAUCUUCUCGUGAUGGCCAAGAACAUCUUGGACAACUCGACACACCCCGAGUUCAACAAGGACUACAUCGUGCCCCAGCGCAACUGCGCGCUCGGCGACCUCGUGAACCUGCGAUGGGUGCAAAACUUCAAAGAAAGGUUCCACUACCACCACCAUCUGCACACCCACCGACUCCAUCAGCAUCACGACGACGCGGCCGCGAGUGUGGCGGGGGGCACUGGCGGCGGGCAACAGACUAGCCUGGACGCCGCCAUGGAGGCCAAGUUGCUGCACAACUUGGCGACGAUUCGAGCGACGAAGGACGGCGCCCCCGUCGUGAAGAAGGAAGUGAUGCAUCUCGCGAAUCAACUCAUCCGGGAAGCACACCCCAUGUUCAAAGUCGACACGACCUGGUACAAGGCCUUUUGCGACCGGCACCCCGAGGUGGCCGCGCCCAAAGACCAGCUGCCGCCAGCAGCUGUGACACCGGCCCUGGCCUUGGAUGAGCCGGCAGACCCCACGGACCGACCGUCGCCGUCCUCCACGGCAACGUCGCUUUUGCAUCCCGCCGACACCUCCACGUUUCAUACAACAUCGUCGUCGGUCAUUGACGAAGCCAAGGCCGUGGAUGUGUUUCGUGCGAUUGCCGCUGGCCUUGUCAACACGGUCAAGAGUUUGCUGUUGCAAGGCGCCAACACGGAAGGCUGUGACGAGCAUGGCUGCACGGCGCUCGUGGUCGCGACAAAGGCCAGCCACUACAAUAUGGUCAAAGUGUUGUUGGACUGUGGCGCGAAAACCGAAGCCACUGACGAGCACGGACAGACGGCGCUGGUGCUGGCCGCCGCAUCAGGUCAAUUUCAUGUGGCCAAGAGUUUAUUGGAGCACAAGGCCAACGUGGAAGCGACCAACGACCAAAGCAAGACACCGUUGGUGCUCGCAGCCGAGCGCGGGGACCUGAAGCUCGUGAAGCUCCUCGUGCGGUUUGGAGCUAACGUUGAAGCCCGCGACGAGGACGACAACACGGCCAUUUUAGCCGGGGCCAAGCACGGGCAUACGGCUGUGGUGGACUUCCUAGCCAAGAAGGGCGCGGCGGUGUCGGUGGCCGACGUCGAAGGCGUAUCGCUGGCGCUCUUGGCCAAACCCACCACCGAAACCACCGCAGAAGAUGACGACAACACAGGACCCCCUCCUCCUCCUCCUACUAGUAGUAGUAGUAGCAACGUGUUAAUUUGAGUGCACAAUAGUAAGUAGUUUAUGGGGAUUGUUACUAUAUUAGUA